Molecule: messenger RNA, 1380 nt
Organism: Acanthosepion pharaonis
Lineage: Eukaryota; Metazoa; Mollusca; Cephalopoda; Sepiida; Sepiidae
Source: the annotation of a GenBank genome assembly
AUGGCUUCAGCUUAUCCGAAAACUUCCUAUCCCAAUGUCGCUUUUUAUGAAAAUAAAAUGGAAGCAGCACCAAAUGAUGUAUUCAUCGAUGAUAUAUUGAAUAAAUGGUGUGGAAACUUUGACUUAUUGGAAAAUAACCAUUUUUACAUUCAGUGGUUGUUUCCAAAUACUGAAAGAGGGAAGAAUGAACAUUCUUAUCCCCUCUCUCCUGAAGAAGCAAAGAUAUUCCGUGAAAGAGAAGAUUUGAAGAAAAAAGUCAAAAUGGCUUUUGAAAUGAUGCUGGAUUUUUAUGGCAUGAGGCUUGUUGGAAGCAACCAGUUUAAACUCACAGAAAAUGCUGAUGAAAUAUUAGCAGUACUUAAUACAGAGUACAAUCACAACCACCAACGUAUUACAAGAAUCCUAAAAGCACUUUUAGAAUUAGGAUAUGAAAAUUUGAUGCUACCUUGGUUGAAAUUUCUGGCUGAUUUGAUCUACAAAAAAAACAAACUCCCCUUUGCUCACUCUUCUUUUGAGAAACAUUGGGUUGAUACUUUAGAUGCUGAGAACAAAUUAGAGUUGAAGUCAUACGUUGAUGAAUUACCAAAAUUGAAACUAACUGACAUUACAACACAUAGGAAACCUAGUGAUACUAGUGAAAAUAUCACUAGUCCUUCAACUACUACUAACACAAAAGCACCUAUUGUGGGCAUUAACGCUUAUAGCAGGCCAGAGGAUGUUACAGCAACUACUUUCAACCCUGAUGUUUCUAAUACUUCAUCUCAAUCGAAAAUGAGGAAAACUGCUCAAAAUGACACUACAAAAAUUGGCAGUAUACAAGCAGGGAAUUCAAAAAUUAUUGCCUUCUAUAGAAAUGAAAUCCCAUUUGAACCAAACGGUGAAUUUAUAAAUGUUAUUCUGAAAACUUGGAGCAAAAAACCUGAGAAAUUAAUGAAUAAUUCCCAUUACAUUUACUGGCUUUUUCCAAACAAGUUACAUGGGAGUUUCUCAGGUCCAGCCCUUACAGAUGUAGAUGCAAAGGUAAUUCAAGAGACAUCAGAAUUGAAAGACAGAGUGUUGGCGGCUUUUAAAAUGAUGCUGGACUUUUAUGGCAUGGAUCUUGACCGGAAUAAUAAUUUUCACCUGGCAAAUCAAACAAAAUUGAUGAAACUUAAUGCCAUGAAUUGCCAUCAUUACAAAUAUAUUACAAGAAUCUUGCAUGCUCUCAAGCAACUUGGGCACAAAGAGUUAUUGAUGCCCUGGAUGAAGUUUCUGGCUUCUCUUAUUUUCUUUAAUGAAUAUAUUCCAAAUGCAAGUGACAGUUUUAGAAUUUACUGGAUAGAUGUGUUGGAAAACAAAGAACGAAAGGAAAUGUGGGCUUUACUUCCCUCUAACAGUUAA